CAAGGCACUCUGCUGCAAAGCACUAACGGAAAGAACGGGGGUGCGCGUUCGUUGGGUUGGCGUUGGCGUUGGUGAUCUUGAAGCACUGCAGCACUAAAUCGACGCGCUGCAUCCUCGAAACAUUAUUCUGCAAAGAAUUUGACUCGCUCGUUGGUGAAGAAAAGCUUGAAUAUGCGUGAGUGUCUCUCAGUCCAUGUGGGCCAGGCAGGUGUCCAGAUCGGCAAUGCGUGCUGGGAGUUGUACUGCCUUGAGCAUGGCAUCCAGCCCGAUGGCCAGAUGCCCUCAGACAAGACCGUUGGGGGUGGCGACGACAGCUUCAGUACAUUCUUUAUGGAGACUGGUGCCGGCAAACAUGUGCCACGAGCAGUGUUUGUCGAUUUGGAACCAACAGUCGUGGAUGAAGUUAGGACUGGGACAUACAGACAACUCUUCCACCCUGAACAGCUGAUCACUGGCAAGGAGGACGCAGCUAACAAUUAUGCUCGUGGUCAUUACACGAUCGGCAAAGAGAUUGUGGAUAUUGUAUUGGACCGUAUCCGCAAGCUAUCAGAGCAAUGCACUGGACUGCAGGGCUUCUUGAUUUUCCAUUCAUUCGGUGGUGGUACUGGAUCUGGGUUUACAUCACUGCUCAUGGAACGCCUUUCUGUAGACUACGGAAAGAAGAGUAAAUUGGAGUUUGCAAUUUACCCAGCCCCACAGAUUUCUACAGCUGUUGUGGAGCCUUACAAUUCAAUUCUUACCACUCACACAACUCUGGAGCACUCGGACUGUGCUUUUAUGGUUGACAAUGAAGCCAUCUAUGACAUUUGCCGCCGCAAUUUGGAUAUCGAACGUCCGUCAUACACAAAUCUGAAUCGAUUGAUUGGACAGAUUGUUUCAUCCAUCACUGCCUCUCUGAGAUUCGAUGGUGCCCUCAAUGUGGAUCUGACUGAGUUCCAGACCAACUUGGUUCCCUACCCUCGCAUCCACUUCCCCCUUGUCACCUACGCCCCAGUGAUUUCUGCAGAGAGGGCUUAUCACGAGCAAAUAUCAGUCUCUGAAAUAACCAAUUCUUGCUUUGAACCGGCCAACCAGAUGGUUAAAUGUGACCCCCGCCAUGGAAAGUAUAUGGCAUGUUGUAUGUUGUACCGUGGUGAUGUUGUUCCAAAGGAUGUCAAUGCUGCUAUUGCAGCCAUUAAGACUAAGCGGAGUAUUCAGUUUGUUGAUUGGUGCCCGACUGGUUUCAAAGUAGGCAUCAACUAUCAGCCACCUACAGCUGUGCCUGGUGGUGACCUGGCUAAGGUAGCCAGGGCAGUUUGCAUGCUGUCCAACACAACAGCGAUUGCUGAGGCUUGGGCUCGUCUGGAUCACAAGUUUGACUUGAUGUACGCCAAACGAGCAUUUGUUCACUGGUAUGUUGGAGAAGGUAUGGAGGAAGGAGAAUUCUCUGAAGCUCGUGAGGACUUGGCAGCAUUAGAAAAGGACUAUGAAGAAGUUGGCAUGGACUCAGUUGAAGGAGAAGAGGAGCAAGAAGAGUAUUAAUUUUGCUCAUUUUCUCUUAGUUUCUACUGUGUUAUUUUUUAGGUUCUUUUUUGUUUGACAUGGUUGUUAAUAAAUACAUCUUUCCUCUAUAA
Messenger RNA from Thrips palmi, 1613 nucleotides. RefSeq names its product tubulin alpha chain, testis-specific-like. Gene Ontology annotation, biological process: mitotic cell cycle; microtubule cytoskeleton organization. Gene Ontology annotation, molecular function: structural constituent of cytoskeleton; GTP binding. The record is from RefSeq and is a predicted model, not a curated record. Bases 172 to 1521 code for a protein of 449 amino acids. Gene Ontology annotation, cellular component: cytoplasm; microtubule. Lineage: Eukaryota; Metazoa; Arthropoda; Insecta; Thysanoptera; Thripidae. The transcript has 4 exons.